CUGUAUGGAACACAGCUACCAUGCAACACUGUGAUUAUUAUCUGUGCCUCACCAUCUACAUCUUCACCUUCAUCACUGGCUUCCCGGCCAACGUCUUGGCCUUCUACACGCUCAGCCGCAAGGUUUGGAGGAAGCCGGCACCCAUCGAUAUCCUCCUCCUCAACCUGAUCAUCUCAGAUUUGCUCUUCCUCAUCUUCCUCCCCUUUAAGAUGCAAGAAGUGGCCAAUAAUAUGGAGUGGAACAUUGACUACUUUCUGUGUCCGCUGUCUGGCUUUGUCUUCUACAUGACUAUCUACAACAGCACCUUCUUCUUGACCGCGGUGAGCGUGGAGCGCUACCUUGGCGUGGCGUUCCCAAUCCAGCACUCCCUGUGGAGAAGACCCAUCUACGCCGUGUUCGCCAGCAUCUUCAUCUGGGUGUUUUCCAUCCUCCAUCUCAGCAUUGUCUACAUCAUGCCCUACUAUAACCCAUCCGGGAUGGUCCCACCAUCCCGAAACGUCUGCUAUGAAGAAUUCACCAAUGCUCAACUGGAGAUCCUCUUGCCCGUACGCUUGGAGUUGUGCAUCGUUCUCUUCUGCAUUCCCUUGUUUAUUUGCAGCUUCUGCUACAUAAACUUCAUCCACAUCCUUUCGAGGCUGCCAAACAUCGGCCGACGGAGAAAGCUGCGGGCGAUUGGAUUGGCUUUGGGGACGUUGUUGGUGUUUGUGCUCUGUUUUGGACCCUACAAUGUCUCCCAUGUGGUCGGUUUCAUAACCAAAUCAAGCCCAGCUUGGAGAGACAAAGCCCUUCUUCUAAGCACCUUCAAUGCUUGUUUGGACCCGAUUAUUUUUUACUUCACCUCUGCGGCUGUUAGAAACACACUUGGGGCGAUGGUGAGGAGCAUUUGGGGUAGAUGUUGGUGUCCACAAAUCCUAUGGAGCUCAAAGAAGGAAUCUCCUGAAACUGAGAAAAACAGUGUGCCGAAACCACAAGAGCUCACAAACGCACUUUGACCAAUGUUUCAUGUAGCCAAGGAAAUUACCGUGCAAUUAUUUUUGUACACAAAUGCAGCAGGGUAAACAUUACUCCACUUCCUUGUAAGAUGACAGAAGCAACAAGGAUU
This is a messenger RNA of Carassius carassius (crucian carp), 1102 nucleotides long. Its product is annotated as free fatty acid receptor 2-like. Lineage: Eukaryota; Metazoa; Chordata; Actinopteri; Cypriniformes; Cyprinidae. Bases 21 to 992 code for a protein of 323 amino acids. The record is from RefSeq and is a predicted model, not a curated record. Gene Ontology annotation, molecular function: G protein-coupled receptor activity. Gene Ontology annotation, biological process: cellular response to fatty acid; G protein-coupled receptor signaling pathway. The transcript has a single exon. Gene Ontology annotation, cellular component: plasma membrane.